Nicrophorus vespilloides is the source of this 690-nucleotide messenger RNA. RefSeq names its product 39S ribosomal protein L51, mitochondrial (gene mRpL51). Gene Ontology annotation, biological process: translation. Gene Ontology annotation, cellular component: mitochondrial large ribosomal subunit. Bases 80 to 568 code for a protein of 162 amino acids. Lineage: Eukaryota; Metazoa; Arthropoda; Insecta; Coleoptera; Silphidae. The record is from RefSeq and is a predicted model, not a curated record. Gene Ontology annotation, molecular function: structural constituent of ribosome. The transcript has 2 exons.
UGUUUAUACACUGCUGUUGGUUUGGUUGCAUAUUCUUAUGUCAUGUAUUGGAUUUGUGCAUAACCUAUAAUAAAUAAUAAUGUCGUUCGUUUCGAGUAUAGUUAAUGGUUUGAAGGCUUGGAAUCCUCUGAAAGUGCCGGUCAGAUUCAGGUAUCACUCUGAAAAAAUUGCAAAGGGCCCCACGAUCCGUCGCUACGGCUUUGACGAUAACAUCCUGCAAAAGGGACCUUUACCGAAAGUGGAUCCGAGCUACAAGAAACUGCCGAUGCCAGAGUACAGACCCAAAGAUGCUUGGUCAACGAAGAGAGCGCUUUUCGGUCAGAACGAUUACAUCGAUAUACUAGGAAACGACAAAUUGCAUCCAACGAAGACACUCUACAAUCUUCCCAGUUGGGUGAGAGGUGUCAGCGGCAACGAGUUCCAGAUGCUCAUCCGCAAGAAGAAAAUAUUCCAUCACAGAGCGUACCCGAUCAACAGACCGACGAAAUGGAACGAGCUGAACAAGCGCAUCAUCUACCUGUACAAAUUCAUGAACAGACACACGCGCACCGGUUUCUCGAAACAGUAAGGGUGAAACAAAAAAAAUUAAUAAACUUAAUAGUGCGAGUGAAGAGAAAAAGUUUAUUUGUAUUAAACUUAAAUAAAUUAUAAGGAAACGUUGUCACAGAAAAGGAAUUUAUACGAAUGCAC